This is a messenger RNA of Cryphonectria parasitica EP155, 2910 nucleotides long. RefSeq lists its product as uncharacterized. Gene Ontology annotation, molecular function: ADP binding; protein binding. Lineage: Eukaryota; Fungi; Ascomycota; Sordariomycetes; Diaporthales; Cryphonectriaceae. The coding region runs from base 1066 to 2910 and encodes 614 amino acids. The transcript has 6 exons. The record is from RefSeq and is a predicted model, not a curated record.
AUCCAACCCCGCACAGCAAAUUAAACCCACCUCCAAUCCACAAGGACAACCAUGACAAAAAUCCAUCGCAUCGGAUUUACGCCUUUAUUAGGAGGCAGUACGGGCGUUAGGGACGUGUCGCCCCGGGUCAACAUCAUCUUCGUGCACGGCCUCAGGGGACACCCGAGAUCCACGUGGGAGGCGAGCCAGGCAGCGAGCAGCAACGUUGCCGAAAUCGCGACGUCAUACAAAAAGACAGCAAGCAGGCGACAAGCUUUCAAGUCCCUUUUCACAGGGAAGAAAUCGCCAUCAGCUGCCGACGAGAAGAGCGGGGAGCCAUCUGCUAAGGUGUUCUGGCCCGAAGACUACCUUGUCGAGGACAUACCCGAAGCGAGAGUAUGGACGUACGGGUACAAUGCGGAUGUGAUUGGAGGCUUGUUUCAAGCAAACAAUCAGAACAGCGUAUCGCAGCAUGGACGGGAUCUUGCGACAAGGCUUGAGAGGGACCUCGGGAACGAGUAUCCGAUCAUAUUCGUGGCGCACAGCCUUGGCGGGAUUAUUGUAAAGGAUGUAUGUCUGGUCGUAGCUCUUUGAAAUCUUCUGUCAAAUACUAGAGUUCAUUCUAGGCCCUACACAGAUCCGAGUCAUGUCGCCUGCGAACGAGACUGAUUAUUUUCCUCGGUACGCCUCAUCGUGGAAGCUUGUACGUGAAAUGGGGCGAGAUUGCAUCGAACUUGGCUCGCCUAGCUCUUCAAGACACAAAUACGAGAAUCAUCGAGACGCUCGAGGUGAACAGCGAGGUUCUGGAUAACAUCCACGAAGAAUUUAUAGCCAUUAUAUGGGAGCUGAGCAUUCAGGUCCAUUCUUUCCAGGAGGCACGCGGCAUAGCGGGCAUGAGGGGACUGGACGGCAAAGUUGUUGACGACUUCUCUUCCAAGCUUGACCUUCCACGGCAAUUCGAAAAGGUUGAAAGCAUUGAUGCGGACCACAUGCAAAUGGCAAGAUGUGAUGAUAGAAGCGAUGUACGAUAUCGUACUUUUCGCGGUGUUCUCCAGCAGUGCAUUCUCAGCGAUAUGCUGAACAAAAAUGAAGCUCAAGCCGAAACAGGAGCUGCAGGCAGACUGGGUGGCAGUCUUGGUGUUCUUUCACCAGAACUUUCAAAGGCUUGCGCUUGUAGGUCUAGGCGGCAUUGGCAAGACGCAAAUUGCUCUCAAAUUUGCGUACUGGGUUCGGCAAGCAAAGCCAGAGUACUCCAUCUUCUGGGUGCCGGCGUUGAGUGAUGCGACUUUUGAGCAAGCAUGCGACGCUAUUGCAAGAAAGCUCCCUGCACAAGUGAUGGACAAGAACGACGACCUGAAAAGAGUGGUCCAGCGAUACCUGAGCUCAGGAAUAAGCGGACCAUGGCUUCUCGUCGUGGACAAUGCGGAUGAUGAGGACAUAUUUUUCGGCCCGUCAAACUCACCAGGCGGUCUAUGGGAUUAUCUUCCGGAUAGCGAAGGCGGCCUCACCUUGUUCACGACACGUUCCCGGAAGCUGGCGGUAGAGACCGAGGCCGACAUCAUUGAUAUACACGAGAUGGACUCCGAUGAAGCGAUGGGUCUUCUGGGGAAGUGGCUAUCCCAGAAUCAAUUGGUGGAUGCUGCAGCAGUGCGGAAGCUGCUGAAAGAGCUCACAUACCUUCCGCUAGCAAUCACGCAAGCAGCAGCGUACCUGAAUUCGACCCAGGUUUCAAUUGCAGACUAUCUACAGCUACUGCGCAGCACAGAGAAAGAUAUAAUCAAGCUGUUGAGCCGUGAGUUCCGCGAUGGCAAUCGAUAUCCAGGGUCGCAAAAUGCCGUGGCAACGACCUGGCUUGUGUCCUUCGAGCAGAUUCGCAAGUCCAAUCGUACUGCUGCUGAUCUGCUUGCAUUCAUAUCCUGCAUCGAGCCGAAAGCAAUACCGCGUUCUCUCCUUCCUAAUCCUGAGUCAGAAGAGACGUUCUACGCUAUUGGGACGCUACGUGGAUAUGCCUUUUUGGUUAGUCGGGAGGAUUCAGUCUUCGACAUGCAUAAUCUAGUGCACCUAGCAACACGAGCAUGGGUGGCAAAGCAAGGCUUCACAGCGCAAGUAAAAGAGACAGCAAUGCGUCAUUUGGAGAGGAUUUUCCCAUCUGAUGAUUUUGCGAACCGAAAUCUAUGGAGAGACUACCUGCCACAUGCUCUGAAACUAUUCGAAGAAAGUAAAGACUUGGAUAUAAAAGAAGCAGCAGACUUAUAUGAACAGGUUGGCCGAUGUCUGAGAGUGGAUGGGCGGGUUAAGGAAGCUGUGGCAUGUUUGAGAAAAUGCUGCUUGUGGAAGGAAAGCAACUUCUCUGACGAAACCCACCCUUCUCGACUCGCAUCACAGCAUGUGCUUGCAGGAGCUUAUCAAGAAAACGGACAGGUGAAGGAGGCUGUUGAGCUGCUGGAGCAUGUGGUGAAAAUUCGGGAAACAACACUUGAUGAAACCCACCCUUCUCGACUCGCAUCACAGCAUGAGCUUGCACGAGCUUAUCAAGCAAACGGACAGGUGAAGGAGGCUGUUGAGCAUGUGGUGAAGGAGGCUGUUGAGCAUGUGGUGAAAAUUCAGGAAACAACACUUGAUGAAACCCACCCUUCUCGACUCGCAUCACAGCAUGAGCUUGCACGAGCUUAUCAAGCAAACGGACAGGUGAAGGAGGCUGUUGAGCUGCUGGAGCAUGUGGUGAAAAUUCAGGAAACAACACUUGAUGAAACUCACCCUUCUCAACUCACAUCACAGCAUGAGCUUGCACGAGCUUAUCAAGCAAACGGACAGGUGAAGGAGGCUGUUGAGCAUGUGGUGAAAAUUCAGGAAACAACACUUGAUGAAACCCACCCUUCUCGACUUGCAUCACAGCAUGAGCUUGCACGAGCUUAUCAAGAAAUUGAAUAA